This is a messenger RNA of Phoenix dactylifera (date palm), 2473 nucleotides long. RefSeq names its product ankyrin repeat-containing protein ITN1-like. Lineage: Eukaryota; Viridiplantae; Streptophyta; Magnoliopsida; Arecales; Arecaceae. Gene Ontology annotation, cellular component: plasma membrane. Gene Ontology annotation, molecular function: protein binding. The record is from RefSeq and is a predicted model, not a curated record.
UUUCUGUUUUCCUCGUUCGCCCCGUUCGUCCUGUCUCUCUUUUUCUCUUCGGCCGUGUCUUUUUUCUGUCCAAGACCCAUGGCUUCGAAGCCCUAGCGAGGGCGAUUCGCGUCUAGGGUUUGAACCGAUGGCGGAGAGGACGACGAUGGAGGAUGGAGGAGAGAGGGAUCUGGAGAUGGGAACGACGAGCGUCAGCCCCGGCCGGAGCCCCAACUCGCCGCUCCCGUCGCCGUCGCCCCGGGCGGCGCACUCACCGGCGCUGGUCCUCUCCAGCUCCGCCAAGCGGAUGGACCCGGGAUCACCGUCGGCAUCCCCGAUUUUACGGACGGCGUCUGCCUGCGGGCCGGUUCUGGUGCUCUCCAAUUCCGGGAAGCAGAUGGACCAGGCGUCACCGUCGGCGUCGCCCGCCACCCCGGUUCUGGUGCUCUCCAAUUCCGGGAAGCGGAUGGACCAGGCGUCGCCGUCGCUGGUGCUCUCAAACUCGGGAAAAAAGAUGGACCAGGCCGGGAAAAAGAAGUAUGUGAAGCAGGUGACCGGGCGGCACAACGACACGGAGCUUCACUUGGCGGCGCACCGAGGAGAUCUGGCAGCAGUGAGGCGGAUCCUGGGCGAGAUCGAUGCCCAGAUGACGGGGACGGCCGUCGGGGCGGAAUUCGAUGCGGAGGUGGCGGAGAUUCGGUCAGCGGUCGUGAAUGACAUCAAUGAAGUGGACGAGACCGCUUUGUUUAUAGCAGCGGAGAAGGGGUUCCUUGACGUGGUGGUCGAGCUGCUUAAGUACACUGAUCGGGAGAGUCUUUUGAGGAAGAACAGGUCGGGUUAUGAUGCUUUCCAUAUCGCUGUGCGAGAAGGGCAUCAAGCUAUUGUCAAGGUACUUUUGGACCAUGACCCAACCCUUUGCAGAACAUUUGGUCCAUCAAAUGCAACUCCGCUUAUAUCUGCAGCAACUAGAGGUCAUACUGAAAUAGUGAAUCUGUUGCUAGCACAUGAUGCUAGCUUAAUUGAGCUGUCAAAAAACAAUGGGAAAAAUGCUCUUCACUUUUCUGCUCGGCAGGGGCAUGUCGAAAUUGUAAAAGCAUUGCUAGAAAAGGAUCCACAACUUGCCCGAAGGACUGAUAAAAAGGGGCAAACUGCUUUGCACAUGGCAGUGAAGGGAACAAGUACUGCAGUUGUUAAAGCCCUUGUGGAUGCUGAUCCAGCUAUUGUAAUGCUACCCGACAGAGCUGGGAACACAGCAUUGCAUGUUGCUACAAGAAAGAAGAGGGCAGAGAUAGUUGAUGUUCUGUUGCUCCUACCAGACACCCACGUAAAUGCACUGACGAGAGACCACAAAACAGCUUUUGACAUAGCGGAAAGUCUACCUCUCUCAGAAGAGUCUGCUGAUAUUAAGGAAUGCUUAUCUCGUUAUGGCGCAGUCAGGGCUAAUGAUCUAAACCAGCCUCGAGAUGAGCUGCGGAAGACUGUAACUGAGAUCAAGAAAGAUGUUCAUACACAGCUAGAGCAGACUAGAAAAACCAACAAGAAUGUCCAUGGAAUUGCCAAGGGGCUCAGGAAACUCCACAGGGCAGGCAUCAACAAUGCCACCAACUCGGUCACCGUGGUUGCCGUGCUCUUUGCCACGGUGGCAUUUUCUGCCAUCUUUACAGUGCCAGGUGGAAAUAAAGAUGACGGAGUGGCAGUAGCUGUUCGAUACGCGUCGUUCAAAAUAUUUUUCAUUUUCAAUGCUAUUUCCCUUUUCACAUCUUUGGCUGUGGUGGUGGUGCAGAUCACCCUUGUUAGGGGGGAAACAAAAACAGAGAGACGGGUUGUGGAGGUGAUUAACAAGUUGAUGUGGCUGGCUUCUGUGUGCACAACUGUUGCAUUUAUCGCCUCUUCUUACAUUGUGGUGGGUCGGCAUUUCCAAUGGGCAGCUAUCUUGGUUACACUAAUAGGCGGGGUGACAAUGGCUGGAGUUCUCGGGACCAUGACUUACUAUGUAGUGAAGUCCAAGCACACCCGUUCUAUCAGGAAGAGAGCGAAAUCAUCAAGGAGUGGCUCAACCUCAUGGCAUCAUAAUUCUGAUUUUUCUGAAUCUGAGGUCGAUAAAAUUUAUGCCAUUUGAAGGAAGCUUUGUGAUUCAAUCCCUUUGGCUGAUUCCUUCUCUGUCCAAGUACAAAAACCUGGUGAGGUCUGCUAUUUAAUGAUUUAUGGAAGGAAUAUAUGCUCGCACCUCCUUAUGAUUCCUUGUAUCUACUUAUGUUAAAAUGAUAUCCAUCGCAAAAUACAAAGACAUCCAUUUUAUCAGGCCAUGGAGUAAACCUGAUGAUGGGUCUUUAUAUUAGCAGUCUCACCAUGAGAUGGGAUCUGUUGGGGGCUUGAGUUGGAUUGCUGGUUUGUUCAUGUGAAGUAGUUAUUUUUCAUGCUGCAGUUGACCAGGAUAUCCAGUAUGCUUUCUUCUUGGGAUUAAUUUUACGUAGGCGAACAAUGAUCUUGCUUA